UUGAAGGGCAUUAGAUGCUCUGCUUUCUGCUAGGCCUCACUGCCUUAGAAUUUGCUUUUAGCAUUUUAAAAGAGGUAUUUGAUUUCAAUAAUGUGAUUAUGUCAUGUAUUAUGACAUGUGGAAGAUGGAGUGCCAGAGGAAACAAAUCUGGGGGAUUGAAGAAGAAAUGAAUGGCAAGGAGGGAGGAAUAAUGGAAAUAAAAUGGGACAGAACAAAGAGAUGAAUGAAAUUAAUUUGAUUAGGUUUGAGGAAAAUGUGGGCAAGGAGGACCUGAAUGGGAAUAAAUGCACAUAAAUACUUCAUAAGAGGAAAGGACUGGGGGAGAAAUAAGCUGAAGGUGAAAAGGGCUUAAAAUAUGAGCCUCUUUUGGGACAAGGGACACCCCCCCCCCGCAUAUAUUGCUACAUGGACCACUUUGUGAAAUAUUUUGUUGAGAAGUGGUACACAUUAAUAAUGGUAAUAAUAAUUAGUGCUAAGUGGCAGGCAAUGAUGACAUCUGAUGGCUUACAUAAAGCCCUGUACGCAUGGAUGACUUAAUAAUGGUGUUUCUGGAGUUAUGUAUCUCCUACAAAGAUGUGUCUUCAGACAACCUUUUUUAAUCUGCUUGUACUUCUUUAUCCUCCUGUUUCUCUCCACAUUCUUGCACCUGCAGGACAGGAUCAUUUACCAAAAACUGAGACUCUUUUUCAAAACCACAUCCAAUUGCCCCUUGCUGGAACUCAACAAUGCCAGUUAUCCUUGCAGUUCAUCCUCUCAGGCCAUGGAUAGGGGUAUGUGGACCAUUAACUCUCGUGGGCGCUUGGGGAACCAGAUGGGACAAUAUGCCACCCUCUAUGCCUUAGCCAAGCUCAACGGUCACCAAGCUUACAUUCUUCCAACCAUGCACCGAUACCUAGCACCACUUUUCCGGCUCACGUUGCCUGUGAUUCCUUCUGAGGUGGUUAACAAAAUCCCCUGGAGGGAGUACUAUCUGCAUGACUGGAUGUUGGAAGAGCAUCGUCACAUCCAGGGCAAGUAUGUCCAGCUGACAGGUUACCCUUGUUCUUUUACCUUUUAUGACCACAUCCGCCAAGAGAUACUUCAGGAGUUCUCUUUCCAUGACCAUGUCAAGGCAGAGAGCAACCGAUACCUUCUGGGCCUGCAAGGGAAGCGCAAGAAUGUGACCUACAUUGGAGUGCAUGUCCGGCGAGGGGAUUAUGUCAAGAGGAUGCCCAACUACUGGAGGGGUGUGGUGGCUGACAGAGGUUACCUGCAGAAAGCCAUGGAUUACUUCAGAGAGAAAUACCUCAAUCCCAUCUUUGUGGUGGUCAGCAACGGGAUGAAUUGGUGCAAGAAAAACAUUAAUGCUGCCAGAGGGGAUGUUUACUUUGUUGAUGACAGGUGGGUGUCGUCUCCAGGGAGGGACUUUGCUCUCAUUGCUCAUUGCAAUCACACAAUAAUGACCAUUGGGACUUUUGGCUUUUGGGCUGGCUACCUGGCUGGUGGAGAGACUGUUUACUUGGCCAACUUCACGCUCCCGGACUCCCCGUUCCUCAAGAUUUUUCGGCCUUCAGCAGCCUUUUUGCCUGGAUGGAUUGGGAUCCCAGCUGACCUCUCCCCUCUGCUGCCCAAGACACCUGCCAAAAGUCUGCUAUCUAAGUCCAGCAGCCAUAAUUUAGAACAGACUGCUGGUAAUGCGUGCUGAUUCAGAAAACAGGCAAAGGGCCUAUUUGGGAGCUGAGCUCACUAGGCAUGGGUGCAUGCAAGGCCGCUGGCACUCGCCACUUCUCCUCACAGGCUAUUCAGAGUUCUAGCUUGGUCUGCCAUGUUGGCUCCCACACUUAAAACAAACAAAAAAUUAUACAUAGAAAAAGAAUAUGCAAGUAUAUAAAAAGACACAGAAGUGCAAAGUUAUGAAGGGGGAUUGGGAAGAGAAGCAAUUGCAAACUAAAAUAGAUUAACACAAUUAUACGUUUACAGACUGCUUUAAAUUUGUUCAAUAUUAAUAUCGCUUCAGUUGCCUGUUUAGUACAAGUAUAAAAAGUAAUACAGUAAGCUUAUUAUUUCAUUACUUAUAGGCCCUUAUGUAAGUAACUGUUAGAUCAAUUAUAUGUAAAGUUUUAAUAUCCAACAA
Molecule: messenger RNA, 2113 nt
Organism: Hemicordylus capensis (graceful crag lizard)
Lineage: Eukaryota; Metazoa; Chordata; Lepidosauria; Squamata; Cordylidae
Product: galactoside alpha-(1,2)-fucosyltransferase 2-like
Exons: 2
Coding region: 557-1684 (375 amino acids)
Biological process (GO): carbohydrate metabolic process
Cellular component (GO): membrane
Molecular function (GO): galactoside 2-alpha-L-fucosyltransferase activity
Source: RefSeq, a predicted model, not a curated record